AUGGCAUCUCCAAGAGCCAGUCCUGCAUCGCAGGCUGCCAACAAGGUCUUCACCAGGGUCGAUCUUGACGGCCAUGCUCUCCCACCUUCUCCAGCCCCUUCCAGCCCGUACCCCGACAGACGGCGAUAUGCGCUGGCGACCGAGUUAGUCUACACCGAGUCCAAGGACCAGUAUGGUGCUUCGAGCAUACCCAUCUACCAAUCGGCCACCUUCAAACAGACGUCGGCCAACGGCGGCAACGAGUAUGACUACACCCGGUCUGGCAACCCGACCCGGACACAUCUCGAACGCCACCUGGCCAAGAUCAUGAACGCCACGCGCGUGCUGGCCGUGGGCUCAGGCAUGGGCGCCCUAGAUGUCAUCACGCGCCUGCUGAAGCCGGGGGACGAGGUCAUUACUGGCGACGAUCUGUAUGGCGGCACAAACCGGCUGCUUACGUACCUCAAGAACAAUCAGGGGGUGAUUGUGCACCACGUCGACACCACCAAUGCCGACUGUGUCAAAGACGUGAUUUCGAGCAAAACCGCCAUGGUCCUGCUCGAGACGCCAACUAAUCCGCUGAUUAAGAUCGUCGACAUCCCGACCAUUGCGAGAGCAGCCCACGAGGUCAAUCCAAAGGCGCUAGUCGUUGUGGACAACACCAUGCUUUCGCCUAUGCUGUCGAACCCGCUCGAUCUCGGCGCAGACAUCGUGUACGAGUCUGGCACAAAGUACCUUUCCGGCCAUCAUGAUAUCAUGGCAGGCGUCAUCGCGUGCAAUGACCCAGAGUUGGGCGACAAGAUGUACUUUACCAUCAACGCGACGGGCUGCGGGCUCUCGCCCAACGACUCCUUCCUACUUAUGAGAGGCGUCAAGACGCUGGCAAUUCGAAUGGAGAAGCAGCAAGCCAAUGCCCAACAAAUUGCCGAAUUUCUAGAGUCGCACGGCUUCCGGGUUCGCUACCCAGGCCUCAAAUCCCACCCGCAAUACGACCUCCAUUGGUCCAUGGCGCGGGGUGCUGGCGCUGUACUCUCAUUUGAGACGGGUGACGUUGCUCUGUCUGAGAGGAUCGUUGAAGCUGCUAGACUAUGGGGGAUCAGCGUCAGCUUCGGCUGCGUCAAUAGUCUCAUCAGCAUGCCAUGCCGCAUGAGCCAUGCGAGUAUCGACGCCAAGACGAGGAAAGAGAGACAGAUGCCCGAGGAUAUCAUCCGCCUUUGCGUUGGCAUUGAGGAUGUGAAUGAUUUAAUAGAAGACCUCUCUCGCGCUCUUGUCCAAGCAGGUGCAGUGACACUGACGCUUGAUGGCUUCCAUGCGAAUCAUGUGGAUGCAGACGGUGUUACACCGUCGGCCUAA
Molecule: messenger RNA, 1332 nt
Organism: Canariomyces notabilis
Lineage: Eukaryota; Fungi; Ascomycota; Sordariomycetes; Sordariales; Chaetomiaceae
Product: cystathionine beta-l
Exons: 2
Coding region: 1-1332 (443 amino acids)
Biological process (GO): 'de novo' L-methionine biosynthetic process; transsulfuration
Cellular component (GO): cytoplasm
Molecular function (GO): pyridoxal phosphate binding
Source: RefSeq, a predicted model, not a curated record